CGCCGCGGAACCUUCAUGCGCGGCGGCGGCGGCAGCCCGGACGCGCCCGGGACGGGGCCGGCGGCGGCGGCGGGGACUCGGCCCGGUGCGGGCGGCGCCAUGGCUCGGGACCCUGCCUUCGUGCUGCGCUACCUGGCCGAGGUGGAGGAGCUGGCCGAGGACGUGCUGGCGGCGCGGCAGCAGAUCGUGGAUCUGGACGCGAAGCGGAACCGAAACCGUGAGGCCCUGCGGGCGCUGCACAGGGACGCGGAGCCGGACGGCAAGGCCAUGGUCUGCUUCGGGGACAUGUUCGUGGAGCUGCCCACAGCGCAGACCAAGGAGAUGCUGCGGAAGGACCAGGAAAGCCUGGAUGAGGAGAUAAACAACCUCCGGAGGGAGCUGCGUGUCAAAGUCAAUCGCCUCUUUGAAGCUCAAGGCAAACCUGAGCUGAAAGGAUUCAACCUGAACCCAAUGACUGCUGAGGAUAUGAAGCUCAUCAAUCGCAUCCUGGAGGGCUGAGGUGGCUCUGCCCUUGGCACAGCCUCAGUUGUGCUGUCACCUGUGGAGCUCACACUGCAACAGCCACAGCUGCAGGGCUGCAGCUCAUUGGUGUGCCCAGAGCCCACGCUGGCUGAGCUCCUUGGCAAGUGCUGGGCUGCUCCUCAGCCACCACACCGCAGCCCCUUUGCCCCACAAACCUUUCCCUGCUCCUUGCUGCAGCCUGGGUGGCAGAGCCAGAGGUGCCCGUGCCCAGGGUGGAAGUGGGAUCAUUAAAAUCAGAGCAGUGGGGAA
Messenger RNA from Pogoniulus pusillus (Red-fronted tinkerbird), 771 nucleotides. RefSeq names its product p53 and DNA damage regulated 1 (gene PDRG1). Gene Ontology annotation, biological process: protein folding. Gene Ontology annotation, cellular component: prefoldin complex. NCBI's taxonomy places the organism in Eukaryota, Metazoa, Chordata, Aves, Piciformes, Lybiidae. The record is from RefSeq and is a predicted model, not a curated record. The transcript has 5 exons. Bases 16 to 498 code for a protein of 160 amino acids.